Messenger RNA from Anopheles moucheti, 1184 nucleotides. RefSeq names its product tryptase gamma-like. Lineage: Eukaryota; Metazoa; Arthropoda; Insecta; Diptera; Culicidae. Gene Ontology annotation, molecular function: serine-type endopeptidase activity. Gene Ontology annotation, biological process: proteolysis. The record is from RefSeq and is a predicted model, not a curated record. The transcript is spliced from 4 exons. Bases 346 to 1167 code for a protein of 273 amino acids.
AGACCGAUUGUCGAUGCGUGCGUGAAAUUUCACCCAACGUAUAUAUAUAUGAAAAACACCGGGCAAGCAGUAGUACUGACGUAAACCGUAAUGCUUCCGAAGCGAAUGCGCAUGUUUUAUAGGCUCCAUGAUGCUGAUACUAUUGACACAGCCGUUCGCGUGAGGUUUUGAACCAUUCCCAACGCGUCGAUCCCAAGCGCUUGGUUACAAAUGCCUUAUUAAUAAAGUACCGUUCGGUUCAUGAACCUGCGAAACGCAGUGAAAUCUAGUGCGGGUAUGUGUCCUUUUGGUUUUGUGCAAAGAAUUUAACCGCUUUAGUGUGUAGUAGAGGGACGUGACGGUUAUAUGAUGGCAUCAUGGGUGAUGUGGCCACUUUCGUUGCUGUUAGCAAGCUUAGUAACGUUGCGACCCAUCGGUGCUAUUGUAAAAAGUGAAUCCGAUCGUGGUACGAAGCUGACGUUUCCGUUCGCCGUAUCGCUGCAGCUUGCUGAUGCACAGAGGACACACUUCUGUGGUGGCACGCAUCUGGGAGAAGGUUGGAUACUAACCGCGGCACACUGCAUUAUUUCGCUAAAAAAGGGCAAUCUUACACAAAUCUUCGCACAGAUAGGUGGCCGCGAUCUGAACGACAUUAGCGCCGAUCGUUUCCCAAUCGUCGAAACACACAUUUUGCGCAGCUACAAUCCUGUAACGAUGGUGGGUGACAUUGCGGUGCUGCGUGCAAAUUUACCGAUCGCCCGUAAUCUUCAAUCCGAUCCACAGGCACCUUUACGCCUGCCGGAUGACAGCUAUCGCAGGGCCGUUAACGGUGAGCAGUGUUACAUCUUCGGCUAUGGGUCCGAUUCGUACGAUGGGCCGAUCAGCAAAACGCUCCACUAUGGCACAGUGUUGGCACUCGAUCUGGACAGUUGCAUUGGAAUGAUGGGUGCUGUCGUGGCACCGCCACCCGACUCUGGAAUGUUUUGUGCCAUCGGGCGGUCCGAUGCGUGUAAGGGUGAUUCCGGUGGAGGAUACGUGUGCCGGGAACGAUUUUCCAGCCAGUUUGUGUUGCGUGGCAUCAUCUCGUACGGUGUGGGUUGCGGUGCACCGGGAACGCCCGGCGUUUACACGGACGUCGGUUACUAUCUGCGCCACUAUCCGAUCGGUACCAUCAUUGGUUUAGCUUAAAAGUAAACUACUUCCUA